This is a messenger RNA of Caenorhabditis angaria, 2568 nucleotides long. NCBI's taxonomy places the organism in Eukaryota, Metazoa, Nematoda, Chromadorea, Rhabditida, Rhabditidae. The record is from the annotation of a GenBank genome assembly.
AUGAGCGGCAAAAUUUUGAAAUCUCAGUUUUUUGCCGGUCAAAAAAGAGGAUUGUUACAAGGAAGAGAUACUGUGAGUUAGGAUUUUGGCGCGAAAAUCGGAUUUUUAGAGGAAAUUCAAAUUUUUUAGAACCCAUUCGGUAUUGUUUUGGAUAUAGAUGGUGUACUUGUUCGUGGUCGAAAUCUAUUGCCACGUGUUAGAGAAGCUUUCAAACUAAUUUUGGAUGAAAAGGGGAAUUUCAAAAUUCCCACGGUGUUUUUGACGAAUGGAACUAAUAGCACACAAAAAGAAAAGGCCGAAAAACUCGGCGAACAACUCGGUUUUCGAAUUCCACCCGAAAAUAUGUUGAUGGCACAAAGUCCACUUCGAAUGUUUCAAAGUUUACACGAUAAACAGGUUUUGGCAGUGGGCCAGAAGAAUGCGAAGAAAAUUGCGAAUAGUGUGGGAUUUCGAAAAGUGACGAAAAUAGAGCAAUUGACAAAAUGGUUUUCGCAUUUGGAUUGCACGGAUUUUUCGAGAAAAAUUGAUGAUUCGAAAGAAAAUGCGAGAGCGAGAGCUAAUUUCAAGCCCAUUGAGGGUGAGUUUGAAAAACUGGAAUCGCUGCGAGACCUCAAUUUUUUGAAAAACCUGUGCUUUUUUGAUUUUCAGCCUUUAACUAUUCUGAAAAUGUGUUUCAGAAAAUGUUUCAUAGCUCAUCUGAUUCAUCUCGACGAGACGAAUCAGAUGGUGCACUCAGAUUUCGCUGAAAAUGUCUCUAACAUGCUGAAAACGCGCUGAAAUGCAAAAAAAACUGAAAUCGGUGCGAGACCUCAAACUUUUGAAAAACGUGUGCGCCUUUAAUUUAUUCAAUUUUGGGUUUUCAGCCUCUAACUCUUCUGAAAUUGCGUUUCAGAAAAAUAUUCAUAUCUCUUCUGAUUCAUCUCAACGAGACGAAUCAGAUGGUAUAUUCAGUUUUCACUGAAAAUGCCGCUAACAUGCUGAAAACGCUGAAAAUGAUUUCCACGGGAGAAUUCCAGUGUGUAAACACCGCGACGCACAAACGCACAAUUUUUUGCGUACCGUAGUAAAUAUUUUCCAUUUUUUUUUAUUUUCAGCAAUUCUUCUUCUUGGCGAGCCUUUAAAAUGGGAAUCCUCGCUCCAAUUAAUCUUCGAUUGCCUCUACACUCAUGGAAAAAUGGAUUCACUUUGCACAAUUUCCAAAACUCAAGUCCCCAUAAUCGCAUGUAAUGUUGAUUUGGUUUGGAUGGCCGAUGUUGAAUCUCGAAUUCCACGCAUUGGACACGGUGUAUUCAUUCAUAGUCUGGAGACGAUUUAUGAGAAAAUGACGGGGAAACAUUUGCAAUAUACAGCGGUUUUGGGAAAACCGACAGAGAUUAGUUAUCUUCAGGCAGCGCAUAAAAUUCAGAGAAUUGCGAAGGGAAUGGGAAUGAAAGAUGUUAAAAAUAUGUAUGUUAUUGGGUGAGUUUUUGAUGGGGUUUUUUGGGGAAGGAAAAUUGACUUGGAGGCGCUUUAAAACACAAAAAAGAAGAAAAUGCGCUCUAAUGCACAAAUUUUGUGUCAGUCAUCCUCAAGAGGAUGUGCACCGCAAAUGCGCCAUCUUGUAAAAGAUUGACGUAUUUUGUGUGUGUGUGCGCUCUCCACGUGCAUUUCAAAAUAUUUAGUUUCGUUUUUGUGUUUUUCUAGGUUUUUCGUUGUUUUCACAGGGAAUUCUCGGAAUUCUCUGUGUUAAGUAAUUAACUCAUCUUUUGUUAUUAUUGAUACACUUCCUCGUGAAGUUGUAUUUGUAUUUUCAUUGUUUAUUUUGGUCAAAAACAUAAAGUUUGGCCUAAAAUCCGUGUUUUGUUAUUUUUCCUUGCUAGUGGUUUAAAUCCACUGCCAUCUUUGACGUCAACCUCCUUGCAAUAUCAAGCAAAGGAGAACCGGGAGGUGCAACUUGGGGGCCGAACCAACCACAACCCCAAAUUCAUUCAACUUCGUGUAUUCGUCGAUUUUUUUUGAUUUUUGAACACGUUCCUAGUGAUCCUUUCCUAGUUUCAGGACUGGUGUUAAGGAAUUGUUCGAUUAUUAAAAGGAUAUUGGAUAUUUUGGACUAGUGGAGAAUUCGACAUCGAAAAUGGCUACGGCAAGCGAAACUAUGCAACACAUUGGAUCAGUGAGCAGUGGAUUGGAGGAUUCAACGGGGCAUGAGGAAGAUAUUGGUAUGAUUUUUGAUGAGAAAGCAGCGGAUUGGAUUAUGAUUGCACAAGAAGCUCGAGAAGAUGCGAAGAAAUGGAAAUUGAGUGAAAGACAAGCGGAUGUCGUAUUGAAUCCGUUGAUGAAGAAAGUCGAACAACGAGUAGAGGAUUUGCGCGGGAUGGUCAAGGAAAAGUGGGCGCAAAUGCCGAAUCGGGAUGAGUGGAGAUGUUUGCGAUAUUUGAGAAGAGGAAAUAAGACCAAUGUGAAGAAAUUGGCACAAUUGAUGGAGAAAGGAACAGAAUUGGUUAUUUGGGAAAGAGAAAAUGGUGAGAAACUUGAAAAUAUUGAGAAAAAUGUCAAAGAAGAAAGACAAAAGUUUAUUUUGCAGGUUGA